Messenger RNA from Scylla paramamosain (green mud crab), 1367 nucleotides. RefSeq lists its product as uncharacterized. The record is from RefSeq and is a predicted model, not a curated record. The transcript has 5 exons. The coding region runs from base 242 to 1264 and encodes 340 amino acids. Lineage: Eukaryota; Metazoa; Arthropoda; Malacostraca; Decapoda; Portunidae.
GUGAAGGUGAGCGGAUGGAGUGUCAGUACUGUGACUGGAUUUGUAUUAAUAUUACGUUUGCAAGACAAUUGAGCGGCAUAGUUUGUGUUGACACGGCUUAUUACCGCAGUCUGCAUAGCGUCUGCAGUGUGGCAAGCCUUCGCCUCCUCCGCCCCCCUGUCAGGUAUGGAGGGGUUAGGGAAAGGAGGUCGUGUUCCUGGGGCUGCCCCUGACAGGCCAGCUGACGCCCCUUGAUGUCUCCAUGGCCGUGGUGAGGCAGGAGAGGACUCAAGCAAAGCCACCGAUGCCCGCAUUAUACCGGUCAAGGCAAGAGUAUGAGAGGAGAUCACGAACUCUUGCUGCCAGUGGUCUGGGGCCGCAGAGGACUGUAAAACAGAUUAAGAAGAUUUGGGAAAACAUGAGAUCAAGGGCCAAGAAGUUUGUUAGUGACCAGAAGAAAAAACUGUGUCGAACAGGAGGUGGUCCUCCAAGUCCAGUCGUCAAGCCAGACCCUGUAUUGGAGAAAAUCCUUGCUCUCAUCGCAGACGAGCUAGAACUGGACCCAAACCACAAUGACAGUGACAGAUGGCCAACAGAUGUCACUGUUGUUGUUAUUAAUGAGAAGGGAGAGCAGUUGGAUGAGCCGAUGGCCAUGACUGAACAGCCAUCCACAGCAUGCUCAGUGCCUAUUUUGCUCAUGCCUGCCAGAGGAAAUGAUAGUGCACCUGCUGCUUGCACCUCUUUUGUUGAGUCAUCGGGAACUGCAGCUUUGCUCUACAGUCCUGCCAUCCACAGCACACCUCUUCCUUUAACUUCUAAGGACGUUCGUGGAACUGUAGUGUCAUCCUCAAGCUCCUCCAACCACUGUACACCACUUUCUUCAACCUCUGUUGAGGUACCUGCAACAGUAGCUUCAAUUUGUAGCACACCUCUUCCUUCCACCUCUGUUUUGGCAUCGGUACCAGUUACCUUUCCAAGUGAAUUGUCACCAAUACAGUCUUCCAGUGCGAGAGGAAAAGUGAGUGGGAAAAAGUUUAAAGCAGAGAAAAGGCAAGUGGAAGACAGUGUUGGCAGAGAGUCCUAUGAAAUGUUGUCAAAGUUUCAAAAGGAAGAACAUGAAAUAGUGAUGCAAAUUCAUAAACAAAAUUUAGAAAAUAAAAAGAUGGAAGGGGACUGUCUAUGCCAAGCAAUGAAAAUUAUGUCUUCUAUACAUUCAAGAGUUGAAGACACUGGAAGAUGUGCAUGCAGCUGCAGGUGCAUUUGUAGAUUUCUUGGACAAUUCUAGAAAUGAUAAGGCAUAAAUUUGUUUUGUGGUGUUGCUGUAAGAUCAAGAUCCAAAGUUUCUUUACUCACCCAGUUUAGUACAAACACUUAUAAUAUAUAUAUAU